AUGCGCGGCGAACGCCCCCUUGCCGAUAUAGGACACGGCCGACCUGGCGUUGGGUGGGAUUGCGAGCAAGAGGCGGGCACAGCCGCCAAGAAUUUUGAACAGAAAGCCAAGAAUUUUGAACAGAAAGCCAAGAAUUUUGAACAGAAAGCCAAGAAUUUUGAACAGAAAGCCAAGAAUUUUGAACAGAAAGCCAAGAAUUUUGAACAGAAAGCCAAGAAUUUUGAACAGAAAGCCAAGAUUUUUGAACAGAAAGCCAAGAAUUUUGAACAGAAAGCCAAGAAUUUUGAACAGAAAGAGGUGAAUGCACACACCAUUCACGAUCAGACAUCCGUGAACAUCUUAAACGAGGUGAAUGCACACACCAUUCACGAUCAGACAUCCGUGAACAUCUUAAACGCCAAGAAUUUUGAACAGAAAGCCAAGAAUUUUGAACAGAAAGCCAAGAAUUCUGAACAGAAAGCCAAGAAUUUUGAACAGAAAGCCAAGAAUUUUGAACAGAAAGCCAAGAAUUUUGAACAGAAAGCCAAGAAUUUUGAACAGAAAGCCAAGAAUUUUGAACAGAAAGCCAAGAAUUCUGAACAGAAAGCCAAGAAUUUUGAACAGAAAGCCAAGAAUUUUGAACAGAAAGCCAAGAAUUUUGAACAGAAAGCCAAGAAUUCUGAACAGAAAGCCAAGAAUUCUGAACAGAAAGCGGUGAAUGCACACACCAUUCAUCGAUCAGACAUCCGUGAACAUCUAAACGCGCCCAAGAAUUUUGAACAGAAAGCUAAGAAUUUUGAACAGAAAGCCAAGAAUUUUGAACAGAAAGAGGUGAAUGCACCCCCCAUUCCCGAUCCAGACAUCCGUGAACAUCUAAAAACCGGUGUGUAG
Phytophthora infestans T30-4 is the source of this 870-nucleotide messenger RNA. RefSeq lists its product as uncharacterized. The transcript is spliced from 32 exons. Lineage: Eukaryota; Oomycota; Peronosporomycetes; Peronosporales; Peronosporaceae. Bases 1 to 870 code for a protein of 289 amino acids. The record is from RefSeq and is a predicted model, not a curated record.